GCUCCCUCCUCCGCCCCCCUCACUCCCCGAGGGCACCACGUGGGUGGAGUCGGACGGUGCCGGCGGUGGUGCGGCCAGCUCAGGCGCUACGUCACUGGGUCCUUGGUGACUUUCAGCCCCGGAGCUGGGCAGCUGGAGGCUGGCUGGGCAGCUCUGCGCGGGGGAAGGACGUGUGUUUAUACACUGGCGGCCAUGGGGAGCGUCCGGGGCCUGUGCCUGGCGGCGGGAAACUGUCUGAGAUUAUGUGAAAGAGAAGUUUUCCCUUCUCUUAGGCUAGCCAGAAAAGGAGAUUUGAAGAUGAUGAAAGGAUUUUGUACAAAACCACAGGAAAAUUCAAAAGCACCAUCUCGGACUUCAGCGGUUUAUAAAUGUAGAGUGCCAUUACAUAAACCCACUGCCUGGGAAAAGAAGUUAAUUGUCUGGUCAGGCCGUUUCAAAAGAGAAGAUGAAAUCCCAGAGACAAUCUCGUUGGAGAUGCUUGAUGCUGCCAAGAACAGGGUCCGGAUAAAGAUCAGCUACAUCAUGAUUGCCCUGACUGUAAUGGGAUGCAUACUUAUGAUUUUUCAGGGAAAACAGGCUGCCAAAAGACAUGAGACCCUGACAAACAUGAACUUAGAAAAGAAAGCUCGUUUGAGAAAGGAAGCAGAAGAAGCCCUGGAGUCCAAAACUGAGUAGAGUUACAAGCAUGAAAUGGCUAGAUGGGCAUUUAAAACUCAGGCAGGCACAUGCCUCCCUGGCAGAGGAUGUAUUGUGGGGAAACUAUUGCAUAAAAGUGUGACUUGUACCAAUGCCCUUUUGCUGUAUUGUGUAGUAGCAUCAAUAAACUAUCUCUACAGAACAGCUUGUUUAGUUUUUCACAACUGAUCAGAGUUUGAAUCAAACACAGCUCUUGGCCAUUUGAAAAACCAGAACAAUAAAAGUGGCAUAAUUUAGCUCAAAUGCUCAUUGUUCAGAGUUCUGGAGGAUUUCUCAUGUAUUUCCACACUGCUAAAGUGUUUUGUUCAAGGACAUAGGUAUUAUUUUUCUUUCAUACCCCAUAAAAAUAUUUUAUUACAGUUUUUAAUGAAAAAUCUGUGUGGCCCACUCUGUUUAUUUACCACUUUUUUAGGUACUCAGCAACAUAGCCCAGAGAGAGCUAGAUGAGGACCAGCUGAGGGUCUUGUCGUGAAAGUAAUGAUAAAAAAUUUCACAACUCAGCUUUUUUGCAAAGUCAGAACAGGAGUCAGGCUUGUAACCUAAGCACAAGAUGUGGUAUCUGCUUUAUACCCAAGCUGCUUGAGGAGCCUAGAAUUAGAGUAGUGAGGAAAGGCAGGGCCUCAGGCAUGUGAUGAUGUGACUGCAGAAUUUGUAGAGAGACUUAGUUGUCAGUGACCAACCCACUCAUCAUCAUCCUUUGGAAAGUCUGCCACAGAGACAACUGUAUACCUUCAUUUUCCUAGUGUGGGAGCUCCCUCUGUUACUUCCUGAGUAUGGAAGGACAUAGCUAGUGGAUAGGCCUCAAGGAAAGAAUGGCUGAAACCAAGCCUUCUCUCCAUUGGUGAGCUGCAGCUGAUUCCCCACUACUCUGUAACUUCCAGGACCAUCAAAGAGCUUGGGUGCAAGGCACAUACCACUUCUGAGGCUUAAGUUGCAUGCCUGACUCUUACCUGUUUCCUUGUGCAAAAAAAAAAAUCAUUUGUGAAAUGUUUUCAUAAUUACCUUCUGGUUUAAAUAAAUGGAUUAACAGAAGUUUUUGCACUCUUCUUUUUCACACAUGUAGAAUUUCACUUAAGGUACAAUUAUCUGUUAAACAUAGGUACGUGUGAUUUCUGUUUUGAACAUUUGCUAUUUAUUCUCACAUCCUGAAUAUUAAUGGGAGGAUAACCUUUAAUUGUCACCCUAAAACUCAGUUUUUCCUCACAAAGAUUAUAACUGAAACCGUAAUUAUUUUGUAUUACUAUCUUAUAACUGAGAUAUUUAGUUAAGAUUACACAUGAUACAUUAAUAGCAUCAGAGAUGCAUAUUUCUUUUCUGUUGAGUCCUGUUUGUUUGUUUUUAAUGUAGUUUGACUGAUUUUUUGCUAUACUAAAUAUGAAAACUAUUUUACCUUUGGCAUUCAAGUUUUACUGGCACUACUUAUAUAUAUUUAUAGAUUAGGAUGUUGCUGUCUUAAAUGAUAAGAAAAUAUUUCUUGAUAGAAGGCUACCAUUUAAAGUUCUUGGAUCACAUUAUAUCUUUAUCUGGGCAAUACAUUUCUUGAAAUAAAUUUAUUCUUUAAACUAAA
Messenger RNA from Phascolarctos cinereus (koala), 2263 nucleotides. RefSeq names its product family with sequence similarity 162 member A (gene FAM162A). NCBI's taxonomy places the organism in Eukaryota, Metazoa, Chordata, Mammalia, Diprotodontia, Phascolarctidae. Gene Ontology annotation, biological process: cellular response to hypoxia; neuron apoptotic process; positive regulation of release of cytochrome c from mitochondria. Gene Ontology annotation, cellular component: mitochondrion. The record is from RefSeq and is a predicted model, not a curated record.